AUGGCGUCCGCCACUGAGGGGGACGUGGGAAUUGCCGCGGAGCCGGUGACGGUGCUGCAGUCGGUUUUCGAGGAGCUGAGCCUUAACAAGUUGGCGACGUCCCUGGGCGCGUCAGAACAGGCGCUGCGGCUCAUCAUCUCCAUCUUCCUGGGUUACCCCUUGGCUUUGUUUUAUCGACAUUACCUUUUCUACAAGGACAGCUACCUCAUCCAUCUCUUCCAUACCAUUACAGGCCUCUCGAUUGCUUAUUUUAACUUUGGAACUCAGCUGUACCACUCCCUGCUAUGUGUUGUGCUUCAGUUCCUCAUCCUGAGACUGAUGGGCCGUACCAUCACUGCCGUCCUCACUACUUUUUGCUUCCAGAUGAUCUACCUUCUGGCUGGAUAUUAUUACACAGCCACAGGCAACUACGAUAUCAAGUGGACAAUGCCACAUUGUGUUCUGACUUUGAAGUUGAUUGGCUUGGCGGUUGACUACUUUGAUGGCGGGAGAGACCUGAAUUCCUUGUCCUCUGAGCAACAGAAAUAUGCCAUACGGGGUGUCCCUUCCCUGCUGGAAGUUGCUGGUUUCUCCUACUUCUAUGGGGCCUUCUUGGUAGGGCCCCAGUUCUCAAUGAACCACUACAUGAAGCUGGUGCAGGGACAGCUGAGUGACAUACCAGGGAAGAUACCAAACAGCACCAUGCCUGCCCUCAAACGCCUGAGUCUGGGCCUCAUCUACCUAGUGGGCUACACUCUGCUCAGCCCCCACAUCCCAGAAGAUUAUCUUCUCACUGAAGACUAUGAGAACCGCCCUUUCUGGUUCCGCUGCAUGUACAUGCUGAUCUGGGGCAAGUUUGUGCUCUACAAAUACGUCACCUGUUGGCUUGUCACAGAAGGAGUGUGCAUUUUGACGGGACUGGGCUUUGAUGGCUUUGAUGAAAAUAGAAAGCCAAAGUGGGACGCUUGUGCUAACAUGAAAGUAUGGCUCUUUGAGACUACUCCCCGCUUCACUGGCACCAUCAACUCCUUCAACAUCAAUACCAAUGCCUGGGUGUCCCGGUAUGUCUUCAAAAGACUCAAGUUCCUUGGAAGUAAAGAACUCUCCCAGGGUCUCUCCUUGUUAUUCUUGGCUCUCUGGCAUGGUCUACACUCGGGAUAUCUGAUCUGUUUCCAGAUGGAAUUCCUCAUUGUUAUUGUGGAAAGACAGGCUGCCAGCCUAAUUCGUGAAAGCCCAGCCCUAACCAACCUGGCCUCCACCACUGUCCUGCAACCCUUCUUCUACUUGGUGCAACAGACCAUCCACUGGCUCUUCAUGGGUUACUCGAUGACUGCCUUCUGCCUCUUCACCUGGGAAAAAUGGCUUAAGGUGUAUAAAUCCAUCUAUUUUCUUGGCCAUGUCUUCUUCUUGAGCCUACUAGUCAUACUGCCUUAUAUUCACAAAGCAAUGGUGCCAAGGAAAGAGAAGUUAAAGAAAAUGGAAUAAUCUCUUUUUCUGGUGGCCUCACAGGACUGGUGCAGAAACUGUCUGUCUCCUUUUUCACAGGACUCCCUCGCCCCAGAGCACAGAGAACACAGAAGCCAGGGAAUGGGAAGACAUGGCACUCUGCUGCCAGCCAAGUCUCUUCAUUUGGGGCC
Messenger RNA from Chrysochloris asiatica (Cape golden mole), 1616 nucleotides. It is a transcript of the gene LPCAT3, whose product is annotated as lysophosphatidylcholine acyltransferase 3. Bases 1 to 1464 code for a protein of 487 amino acids. Gene Ontology annotation, molecular function: lysophospholipid acyltransferase activity; 1-acylglycerophosphocholine O-acyltransferase activity. The record is from RefSeq and is a predicted model, not a curated record. Lineage: Eukaryota; Metazoa; Chordata; Mammalia; Afrosoricida; Chrysochloridae. The transcript is spliced from 13 exons. Gene Ontology annotation, biological process: lipid modification; phosphatidylcholine biosynthetic process. Gene Ontology annotation, cellular component: membrane.